Bemisia tabaci is the source of this 1454-nucleotide messenger RNA. RefSeq lists its product as uncharacterized. Lineage: Eukaryota; Metazoa; Arthropoda; Insecta; Hemiptera; Aleyrodidae. The record is from RefSeq and is a predicted model, not a curated record.
GGCAGGAAUUAAACUCCACCGGGCAUGUUUUCCUAUUAUGGUUUUGCCCAAAAACAUAGUAGACAUGCUGAGAUGAUGAUGUUUACAGUUAUUUAAGAGUCAAAUGACAUUACGUAAUUAGUUGAUCCAAGGUUCUGCUGGUGGAAAAAUGAUUGAGUAAUAAAAGGAAAUAAGAGAGUGGAAAGAAGAUACUGUCUAACGAGACCAUAGGUUCUCGAAAAUGAAUAAGAAACUUCUGUCCACUUUUCGUGAAGCAUAACAUCCGUGCUGGUCCAAUGACCACUAAACAGAUACUCGUGAGGCAGAUGUCGCUGCAGGCGCGGCUGAAGCUGCGCAAGAGCCAACGGAUAUGGUUCUUUCUCCUAGCCGCGGGGACGUUAAUCAGCCUCUCCCUCCUGUUCGGCGCCCGGCGGCAUCGGAUCCACCUCUCCCAGUUUCUAGCACCUCCUUACAAGGGCCCACCCCCCGAUGACCUCUGGGCGAACAUCAACAACGAAACAGGAGCCGCCGAGCUCAUCGUCCCGAACAUCGUCCACUUCGUGCUCUUCGAGGACCCGAAGAUCAGCUUCAUGCACUUCGUCUGCAUCCUGGCGGCGCUGCGGAACCAGCGCCCGGAGAAGAUCUACUUCCACGGGAACGUGGCGCCCUCUGGCGGGUACUGGGAGCGGCUCAUGAAGUUGGAGCCCUUCACCGAGCGCCUGGAGAUGCGGCGCGUGGAGCUGCCGACGGAGAUAUCCGGGGUGAAGAUCCAGCCCGGGUGGCGGAUCUUCCACGGAGGUGACGUCACCCGGAUCCGGGUGCUCAUGGAGUACGGAGGCAUCUUCCUCGACAGCGACUCGUACGUUGUCAGGAGUCUCGACUACUUCCGACGCUUCGAGAUGUCCAUCGGCUGGGAUGAAAAUCAGUUCCUCGGUUCCCAGAUCAUAGUAGCCCACAAGGACGCUCGUUUCCUGUACCACUGGCUGCACAGCUACGACGGUGCGUACGACCCGAAAAAGUGGUACUACAACGCCGGCGAGCUGCCUACCACCUCGGUCCUCUAUCACCACCCGGAGCUCGUCCACCGCGUCAAGGUCCUCUUCGGCAACGACAUGAAGUUCAUCCACAUGCUCUUCAGCAAGUACUGGCCGGGCUGGCGGGAGAACUACACCUUCCAUCUCCUCGCCAGACACCAGUACUUGCUCAAAAACAUCUCCUCCGUCGCCUACUACCCCGUCGUCUUCGACGAGUUCAACCUCCAGCACUACCCCAUCACCUUCCGCGAGAUGGCCAACGAGGUUCUCGAUUACGAGAAGCAACUCUUGGGGAAACCUAUCAAGGGACCAGCAGGCUGAUUCUUGACAUUGAUGGACAAAGCGAUAGACAAAGAAGACAUAGCGACGGCGCAAGUCCGCAAUCACAUAUCGUCACCUUCCAGGCAAAGUAUCACAAGCGCCAUGCGACGUUUAAAAAUU